Trichoderma atroviride IMI 206040 is the source of this 2953-nucleotide messenger RNA. Lineage: Eukaryota; Fungi; Ascomycota; Sordariomycetes; Hypocreales; Hypocreaceae. The record is from RefSeq and is a predicted model, not a curated record.
AUGACGGAAACGGUUGAUAUCAACGACACCACUAUUCUUGGGCAGGAGGUCGUGGCUGCGCCGCCGCAGGACAAUGGCGGCGAGGUGUCGAAUGAAACCAUCGAGGAGCGGUGCUUUUCGGCCGCUCUCGUGUGUUUAGAAGGCCAUUUCACCCAGUCGCCUCCCAUGGGUCCUCAGACCACAGCCAGAGUGAGCUCGAUGAUCUCAAAGACGCUGGAAAAGACUCAUACGCUUCGGAAAGCGAGGGAGGCUCUGGCACGCAAUGUAGCAAUCUGGAUAUGGCUGACAAGGAUCUUUGCUGCUGCUAUCCCAAGCCUAACGUCGCGGUCCGUGGGGCCGCUAUCUGCGUUGAAUGACCCAAACAAGGGAGUCAGCCCCCAGGAGAGCACAGCCCUGAUCGUUCUCAACCAUGUUUCUGUCAAGGAAGACCUGGGGACGCUUAUCAAGCUUAUGCAUAUUGCUCGAAAUCUUCUUGUAAAUGCUGAGCCCGAGGUCCCCCAGGACAUCUGUGCCGCAGUGCAUUUUGACCAGAUGGUUUACCAGACCAUCAUCCUGUGUGUCAACGUCACAAGUAAGGGUUAUGACGGGGAGAUUCUGGAUGAGGCUCAGAGAGUGAAGCUCACUGAUAUUACUGAAUUAUAUAAGAAGCUGCUUGUGACUUCACUGCAGCAAGUUCACAACUGGACUGCCAAGCAUGAUCGCAACAAGAUGUCGUUUUGGUUUGAUGUUUUGUUUGACGAUGACGGCGCGCUAUCUGGACCGGAAGAAAUUAUGAGUGACGGUUCAGGGUUUCGGCCCGACGCGGCCAAGCACCAAGUUCAGCACUGGCUUGAUCGGAACUCGAAGAUGUGCGACACAGCGAGGAAGUUGCUCAAGGACUAUGUCCAGAACCACGCAGACAAGCCGCCGGGAAAUCUAGCCCCAAUCCGGCCAUUGGCCUGGAAUUGGCUUCCAGAUGUUCCUGCCGAUUCGCCAGUCGACGUGCAAGAGGGUAACGAGAAGACGAUUCCAGUCUGGAAUGUGGACGAGACGGACAAGUUUGAGCAAGAUCGGCUAUACGGCCGUGUAUCUCGUGAGAUUGAUACUUGGUGGCUUCGAGCGCGCGAUCCCAAUUAUGAGGAUUGGGUCGUGGGCAUGCCGUCUGUGGAGUUUGCACAAUCACGUACGGAGCAUUGCCGGAAUAAUUUGGUCCACCGUUAUGCCCAUUCCUAUCGAGCAGAUCACUCACCACCUCCAGAGGUAGUGGAGUGCGAUCAUCACCACCAUCACCACCACGAUGACGAGGACGACCAUCACCACCAUCACUGCCACCACCACCAUCACCACGAUCAUGACUAUCCUCACGACUAUAUGGAUGAUAUGAUGGACGACGAAGAGGUUGAUGACGAUGAGUCUUAUGGCGACGGGCCGCUGACUGGACUCUUGACCGAAGUGCCCAACAUCUUGGAUCCUAAACAGAUUGAAGCACUGCACAUGAUUAUCAAGUCUUGUAUCCUUGACCAUGCGGGAUCUGGAUUGACACGUGUCGGAGAGAAUCUACAAAAAUCGCGAUGCAGAAUGUUCCUUGCAUUGGACUGUGGAAAGAGCCUGCUCCGUGAAUUGCUCGUCUUCAUUGCAGUAUGGGACAAGGAUGAGCAGAGUCUUAUUUUCCAGGUCACAACACAAAUUGUCGAGGCUAUCCACCACAGUGCUCUGGUGCCAUAUGCCUGGAACUCUCUGAGGAUCCCCAAGGAUAUUAUUUCUCCAGCGCAGACGGUCCUUUUACGUUUGGUCAAUCACAUGCUUCGAGCUCGUGCUACUAGCACCACCAUCCAGGACCCCAAGGAUCAUACCAAGGACCUCAAGCUAGUCCACUUCUUCUUUAGCUUUUUCCGAAGCAGAAUUGUGCCCGAGUGUGCGGCUCUCAUGCAUCUGCAGGCCCAAAUCCGUGAGGAGAACCGCGAUCCAUCCGAGUUCCCUGUUGACAGCUGGGAUAUGGAGCGAGCAAAAGACGGACUGGCUCAGUACCUGGAAUUUCUCACAACUGCGGCCGAGAUGGUAGAUAUGAGACCUCAUCUUAUUGAGUGGCAGGCUAUAUACGACCUCAUUACGGUUCUCAGCAGUCUUGAGGCGGCAGUUCCAAAGAAACCCAUGGUUGAAGUGCCCAAGCGUGCACCAGCAGCCGAGACCGCCUCCAACGCAAACGGUAGCAACAGCGACCUAAUGGUUGAGCGGCCAUACUCUACCGGAAACGAGAAUGCUCCUCCUUCGCCCCCGCCACCGCCUUUGCAGGAACCAGCUCACAAGUUCCCAUGGAGUGGCAUCAAGGGCCAGAUUUUCACCAUAAUCGCAACGCUUCUGCAGCCGCCACCGGGACAAAGCAGCCCUGGCAAUGCACAAGUGCAAAUGCAGAUGAUGAAGUACAACGGCAUUGUUCCCCUACUUAACUGCUGCGCAUACGACGACCACAAUCCAUUUGCCAAGGAGCGAGUCACUAUUUGUUUGAAAUGGCUGCUGGACGGCUGCGAAGCAGCAAACAACUUUUUCCGCGAGCUUGUCAGCAUGGCGCCGCAACCUAACCUGAGGCCGCCGCCAGGAGGCACCACGGUGUCGACAAUCAGGGUUGAUGGAGUACAAGGCGAAGUCAAGGUGCAAGUACGUUCGAAUACGGCAGCGCCUCUGCCCGACCGCAGCACCAGCAGCACAGAUGAGCUGCUUGAGAAGGCUGCUGAACUCAAAUUGGGGUUGAACCAGACCAAGAAGAGUGGCGGCGGUGGACGGAGUAACAUUGAGGAGGACUUCAUGGCCUAGUUCUUUUGUGUUAUUAUAUCUGGAUUGCAUAUCAUAGGCUGUAUAGCUCAUUAGCAUUUUAGUGGAGUUUGGUGGGAAACGUUUAUUCAUCUGCAUAUAUGAUGACAAGUUUUGGUAACAAGAUGAGCCAAUUGGCCUCAAUAGACAUGAUUUGAAGUUGCUA